CUUCAGGAAUCAUCUGCGUUUUCAGCCUCGGUUUGCAGACCCGGGCGAGGAUCCGGGUUCCGACGGGCGUCCACGUUCUGCCAAUGUGACUGAUUGAUCCAGUAGGUGAACGGUAAAGAUUAAGAGGAUGACAAAUAGGCAUGCUGCUUACACAGCGCUUGGGGCUUAAUCCUCCACCCCUCCACCCCUCGGGCUCCCUUUUGAGGACCUGCUGCCGAGGUGGACACGCAGACGGCGACAUUCCCAGCGGGGAGGACACGCGGACCUGUUGAUGCUCCACAAGUCACCGCUCAAGCUCACGACCGGAGACCUCUCCGUCUGCAUCUAAAGGCGGCCCACCUCCCCCAAAAAAUUUAGGAAGUCCUGCUUUCUACAUUUGUGAACUCAAAAGAGAGCGAAGGACACUUCCGGAGCAAAAUGAUGGAGGAUCACCUGUCGAAGAUCCCCAUGAUACCUUCAUCCUCUCCAACUGAAUCCUCAGGCAGCGGUGGGACGGAGGACAGCCGAGGAGCCAAGAGUCCCGCUCCGGGAAAAGCUCUCAGUCCAGCGCUGGUGUGCAAAGUGUGCGGAGACACCAGCAGUGGGAAGCAUUACGGCAUCUACGCCUGCAACGGCUGCAGCGGCUUCUUCAAGCGCAGCGUGAGGAGGAGACUCAUCUACAGGUGCCAGGCUGGAACCGGGAUGUGUCCGGUGGACAAAGCUCACCGGAACCAGUGCCAGGCGUGUCGGUUGAAGAAGUGCCUGCAGGCGGGCAUGAAUAAGGACGCCGUGCAGAACGAGCGGCAGCCUCGCAGCACAGCUCAGGUCCGUCUGGACUCCAUCGACGUGGACCCUGAGAAGGAACACCUGGCCACCACGCGGGAGCCCACCUCCUCAUCCUCCUCCUCUUCCUCAUCCACCUCCUCCUCUUCAUCCUCCAGUGGCUCUGUCAUCACGUGGCCCCACAUCACCUCCUCCAUGUCCAUCACCUCCUCUGUGGCCCCGCAGGGCUGCGUCAGCCCCCAGAACAACCACCGCUUCAUGGCCAGCCUCAUGACGGCCGAGACCUGCGCCAAGCUGGAGCCCGAGGACGUGGAUGAAAACAUCGACGUGACGAGCAACGAGCCAGAGAGGUCCUCCUCGGAGUACCACAUGGCUUUGUACCCGUCCAGCUCCGAGAACGUCUACGAGACCUCGGCGAGGCUGCUCUUCAUGUCGGUGAAGUGGGCCAAGAACCUGCCCGUUUUCUCCAACCUGCCCUUCAGAGACCAGGUGAUCCUGCUGGAGGAGGCGUGGAGCGAGCUCUUCCUGCUCUGCGCCAUCCAGUGGUCUCUCCCUCUGGACAGCUGCCCGCUGCUCUCCCUGCCCGACCUCUGUCCCGGCAUGCAGGGCAAAACCAGCUACACCAGCCUGGACCUGCGUCUCCUGCAGGAGGUCUUCAGCCGCUUCAAGGCCCUCGCUGUCGAUCCCACGGAGUUCGCCUGCCUCAAGGCCAUCGUGCUCUUCAAGCCAGAGACAAGAGGUCUGAAGGAUCCGGAACAGGUGGAGAACCUCCAGGAUCAGUCUCAAGUCAUGCUGGGACAACACAUCCGCUCACACUACCCCGGCCAGCCAGCCAGGUUCGGAAAGCUGCUGCUCCUCCUUCCCUCCCUGCGCUUUGUGAACUCGGAGCGCAUCGAGCUGCUGUUCUUCCACCGGACCAUCGGAAACACUCCCAUGGAGAAGCUCCUGUGUGACAUGUUCAAGAACUGACGGGAUCAGUAAAGCUCUCUGAUUGGACUCAAUACUUGCUUUGUUUUCUUCUGCAUUCGCAUCAGACCAUUCUGCGUGCUGAUAUUUUGUAAAGAUCCUUUUAUUGUUCUCUUGUCAUCAUCCUCUGUCAGUUUGUAUCAUAUUUAGACGCUGAUUUGUUUCUGAAAAGAACAACGUGAACCUCUUCUAGGCUUCUUGUUUUUGUCAAGACGUGACCCAGAUGUUUAUUUGGUUGUUCAUAUAUAUGUCGUGUAUAUGUCUCCUGUCAUUAAUGGGAAUCCUGUGUUUGUGUUUUUUGUGUCUUGAUAAAGUGAAAACAGCUCUUAACAA
Messenger RNA from Fundulus heteroclitus (mummichog), 2061 nucleotides. RefSeq names its product photoreceptor-specific nuclear receptor. Gene Ontology annotation, molecular function: nuclear receptor activity; zinc ion binding; RNA polymerase II cis-regulatory region sequence-specific DNA binding. The record is from RefSeq and is a predicted model, not a curated record. The transcript is spliced from 8 exons. NCBI's taxonomy places the organism in Eukaryota, Metazoa, Chordata, Actinopteri, Cyprinodontiformes, Fundulidae. The coding region runs from base 418 to 1731 and encodes 437 amino acids. Gene Ontology annotation, biological process: cell differentiation; positive regulation of transcription by RNA polymerase II; anatomical structure development.